Molecule: messenger RNA, 4341 nt
Organism: Hibiscus syriacus
Lineage: Eukaryota; Viridiplantae; Streptophyta; Magnoliopsida; Malvales; Malvaceae
Product: tRNA(adenine(34)) deaminase, chloroplastic-like
Biological process (GO): tRNA wobble adenosine to inosine editing
Cellular component (GO): chloroplast
Molecular function (GO): tRNA-specific adenosine deaminase activity
Source: RefSeq, a predicted model, not a curated record
AAACAAGAGAGGCGUGAACUCGACGAUUUUCCCCUUCAACUCAAUCCUCAUCAUCGUUCUCAUCCACCAGUUCCAAACUUUUGCCUCUGGGGAUCUAAAAACAUUAUCUUUUCAAUCCAACAAAAGUGUCUUUCUUUUCCAUGAUGUAAAUGAUGAGGAUAGUCUGAUCUACGCAUGCCCGAAAUGAAUGCAAAUUUAGUCUGAAUCCCAGCGGAUCCGAACAAUCCACCAAUUCCUUCAAGGUAAAACUUAAAAAGCUUAAACCAGAUACCGAACAAUCAUGUACAACACUUGCAGUAUUAGUUCAAGUGUGUUGUCGCUUAGGAGAAAUGGGUCUCUUUCAUUUUCAUCCAACGAUUGUUCUUCCAACGUUUUCAAUCCAUCACUUGACAAAACCCCUUUCUUAUCUUCAUCGUCGCCGCUAUGUUCUUCUUCAUGUUGUUCAUCUUGUGCUUCUUGUUGUUGCUCCGCAUUUGCUGCUUCUGCCACACAUAGGAUACCCAUUACCCCUUGCUUUUUGUAUGGAUUAAGGCAGUCUGCCCUAGUUCACCGCUCACCUUCUAGGAGGUUCAUUUCAACUGCUGGAUACCGCUGCCUUUUGCGGUUUCCAAGCUUCGAUCGAGCUGCUUUCGAGGUUUCUACUGGUAGUAGGGUUAGUAGGAAAAGUAAAGGGAGGCUUGGAUGUGUGGUUUGGGAGGAUAAUACAGCUAGUUCUAGGUUGUUAGGCGGAGUCGAUGCCGCUGAGGCCAUGAUCAGCUUAUUGAGUGAGGAAGCCGAUGGGCAGUGUUUAGGUACUGGAGAAAUGAAUAGGAGUACAUAUACGAUAGCGGAAGUGAACAAAGCAAAGCAUUAUAAUAGCAAGUUCUAUAGCCUGAAGAAGAAAAGUAAACAAGUUGACAACAAAACAAGCCACGGUAACCAAUGCAAUAAUGAAACGAAGCAAAAAUUGCAAUUGGAUGAGAGAGGGAGGCAGAAGACUAGAACUUUGGGGUCAGAUAUGUUGGAGAGUGAUUCUAAGGAUGAAUAUGACCCCAUUGCUGUUUUGUCAAGAGAAGAGAGUAGAAGGAUGGCAGAGAGCAAGUCAUCCUUGAGAGCUGAGCAUCGUAGGGGAAGGACAAGGAGUUCUAGUUGCUCAUCUUAUUACUCCUUGUCAUCUUCGGGGGACUUAGAGAGUGACCCUGAGCUCUCAGAACAAGAGCAAUUUGUUGCGGAAUCAAUAAGGGAUGAGACUAGCAGAAGUGAGGGACAGGUUGCAGCAGGCCGGAAGAGGGACAAUGCAGGGGGAAAGAGUGUUGAUUGGGAUUUAAGAAAAAAGUCAGAGAAGAAGCUUGCUGAAGUAUCUGCUGAAGAAAUACAAUCUGGGGAAAAAUCAUCGCAAGAAUUUGCAAGAAUGGUGAAGAAUGAUGCAAGUGACUAUGUGAAAAGAUCUAGUUCCCAUGAGCAACAUGAUGUCGAGGACUGGGAAAUAAGAAAGCAGCAUACUCGUACAAAUAAUCAAGUUAUUGGGCGGUCUGAAUCUAGAAAGAAAAGCCAGGACAUUAGAGAAAUGACAAAGAUCCAUGUUAGUGAUGUUGCCACAACUUCCCAUGAGAAGCAAUUCACUGGCAGGGAAGCAAAUGUGAGAGAGUCAGAAAUCCGAGACAGUGCUGAAAAAAAUUCUACUUUGCAGCGGCAAUCUGAAUCUAGAAUGAAGAUUGAGGAAGAAGAUAGGAAUCUAGUUCAGAGUCGGUCCGGAUCGAAAAUGAAGAUAUGGGAAGAAGAUACAACCAUGGCCCAGAGUUCAUUUCAGCAGACAAGAAAGCAACAUCAGCAAAAGGAUGAAAGGAUCACCGGACAACUGGAAAUGAGAAGAAAAUCAGAAUGCUCAAGUGAAAUUAAUGAAGCCAAGAACAAGAAGACCUCAAUAUUACAGUCCGGAACACAAAAGAUGAAAUGGGAUGAUACUUCAAGCAUAAAUUUCAGUUCUGAUCAAAAACUACCUCAUAGAAUUGAGCCUGGUAAAGGAAUGCAAGCUAUUACAAAUAUAUCUGUUGUUCAUGCUGACAACACUAAGAUAGUUACCAAUACUCAAACAAGUUCUGGAGAAAGAUUGGUUGAACAUGAAAGUAAUUUCUCUUCAGGUUUGGGUUGGAUUAAUGAGAGAAGUGAAAUACAUAAUGAAGGCACUGGUAGAGUUGAGCAAAAGAAAUCAAAAAAAGAGAUCUUGAAACCUGCUAGCGUAUCAAGUUCUUCUGGAAAAGCCGAGGAGGGCUCUAGUUUUCAAGCAUCUUUGAGUUUAGUUUCAGAAACACGAGAACAACAGUCUCAUGCUGAUUUAGAGGAAUCAGAAAAGAGAGGCAAAGAGGAUGUUUUGAUGCCUCCUCAUCCUCAAGUCAUAGCUGGCGGUCUCCUGCAUGAUACCUCAAUGACCAGGAUUUUCUCUAAGGAGGCUUCUGAUAAAACUUCAGAAAGUGGCUCUGCUACCUCAUACAUGUAUUCAAGAGGAAGGACUGCAUUUGCACACCAUGAACCGUAUGCGAGAGAAAGGAGUGAGACUUAUGGGGAGUCUUUAAACAUGACUACCUGUGAAGAUUCUCUGGGUUCUGCUCAACGGUUAGAGGAAUCAUCCUCACAAUUUCUUGGGGAGUUUGUUGAGAAGGCAAGGCAUGAUAUCUUAAUUUCUGGGGUCCAACAGGGUAAUAUAAGUUCUGACUUCACUUCUUCAUAUGAAGGCGAUAAGCAUGAGCCAAGUUCUUCUGGUCAAUAUGGCAAGGAAGAACUGAAGAUGAGAAGGCAUUACUUGAGGCAGUCAUCAAAGGGCUCUGGAGGAAAGGGACCCUCUGAUGAAAUGUGGGAUGUAAAAGACCCAUCUGUUCAGGAACCCCUUGAAGCAGAAAUUCCUCAGCGGACUUCUACAUCAGAGCAUGCUGUCAUAAAGAAAAGUGGCAGGUCCUUGUGGACCCUUAUGGGAGAUAUCGUUCGAUUGCGAUGGAGUUCACAUGCUCAGACCCAUAGCUCAAGUUCAGCUGCAAGAUCCCGAGGAAGGACUUCACCAGACGAGUCUGUUCGCAAUGAGACAUGGUUUUCUGGUCAUGAAACAAAUGAAAACAGUGAAGAAAAUCUGAGAAGGGAAAGAAACAACCUGGCUUCGGAGGGAAUAUCUCAUUGGUUGGGACAAGGAAUUCAAGGUGAAGGAGAUUAUGACCCAACAAGGACAACUGAAAAAGUAGGAAACCUUGAAGGGAACAUUUCAUCAUCUUCAAAUAUAUUAGAAACUGCACCUGCAUCAGAAGUUAUUUCAUUGACCUCACAAAAGGAGAAACAUGACAGGAGUAGCUUUGAGGUAGCCCCUUCAGACAAGGAGGUAAUACAGUCAUCUUUACCGUUUCCAGCCGGAAGCACAAGAACAACUCUUGUAAUAGAAGAGAUUCCAGAACCUGAUAAAAUUAAAAUCCAGGGAAGUGGGUCAAUAAGUACAAUGGGACAACCUCUUGGUGCAGGACUAGAUGAAGCAUCAAGGUCUGAGGGUAAGGAGGGGGAACUAAAACAAAGAAAACUUCAACGGACCAAACAAGUUCCAAGAGAUAGAUUUGAUGAAUGGGAAGAAGCAUAUAAACUUGAGUGUGAGCAGCAGAAAAUUGAUGAAAUGUUUAUGAGAGAAGCAUUGCUGGAAGCCAAGAAAGCUGCUGGUUCUUGGGAGUUGCCUGUUGGGGCAGUACUAGUUGAGCAUGGGAAGAUAAUUGCUCGUGGUUGCAACAUGGUAGAGGAAUUACGAGAUUCAACUGCGCAUGCAGAAAUGAUCUGUAUACGGGAAGCUUCGAGCAUACUACGUUCCUGGAGGCUUGCGGAUACAACACUUUAUGUUACACUUGAACCAUGUCCCAUGUGUGCUGGAGCAAUACUUCAGGCAAGAAUUGACACUGUGGUGUGGGGAGCUCCCAAUAAGCUUCUAGGAGCAGAUGGCAGCUGGAUACGGCUUUUCCCCGAUGGAAGAGGAAGUGGUUCAGAAGUGACAGAGAAGCCAGAGGCUCCGGUCCAUCCAUUCCAUCCAAAUAUGGGAAUCAGACGGGGGAUAUUGGCAUCGGAGUGUGCCGAUAUGAUGCAACAAUUUUUCUAUCUCAGGAGAAAGAAUAAGGUAAAGAAUGCAGAGCAGUCCCAACCACCAUCUUGUCUUCCUAUAACAAGUCAUCAAUCAAAAUUCUUUACCAAGAUGCAUGAUUUCUUGCAUUUGAUGUUCUGUUUGUGAGAUUGUAGGAAACCAACAUGCAGUUUUUUUUAUUAGGUUCUAUAAAGUGUUUUAUGAAUGAAAUGCUAAUUUUCUUCCAAUCAAAUUGAAUGUGUGAUAGAUUAUUAGAUUUGGCA